AUGAGAAACAUCUGGGUUUCUGUUCCCAACGGCCACGGACACGGACAAGGCGCAGCUGUCCCGGCCACGGAUAAUUCGUCGAUAUCUGCAGAUUCCUCCCCGCCGUGUACCAAACGGAUGCGGCGUUAUAUAGCUCCAACCAGCGUAGACCUGCAACGCUGCCGAAAGGAAGAGCCGAUUCCGAUGCCGAUGCCAGCGCCGUCACCUUCGACUAUGCUUUCAGCUAAACAGUGGCCCCAACACAUGCUUCAGGGCCGCGUGCAUGUGGCAGCGACCUGUGGGCAACCCACAGUGACCGUUGGCUCCAAGUUAAUUCCGCCAUUUUCCACAGCGACCGUAAGAGUUGGCGGGCCGACUUUCAGAGCUGGUGUUACUGUUAGUGCGCCUCUGCAGCCUGUCCCUUUUCAAGGGCAUCAAAGCCAGGAGCCGCGAGGGAAACAUUUGUGCGUGCGGAUGUAUCUCCCACAGUCGGAUCCUCCUCUGCAGUCGUGGUGUGACGUGCACCCAAACCCAUUAAUAGGACUUCCAGGCCGAGUGACUAACGCACCCCCGAUGGAGCGUGAGCCACCCAAAUACUUCUGCGACCCGUGCCAGAAAGGGUACAACACACAAGAGCAGUAUGACCGUCACAUGAAGACUCACAUUUGGUGCUCAUUUCCCGGCUGCAAGUUCACCUGCCUGCGAAGCCGCGAGUGGAAGAUGGAAGCGCACAUUGAGACUCUCCACAAUAGGCCCGACGCGCCUAAUCUCAGUGAUGUGGGGGCCUACCUGGCGCAGCGCAGGGGCCGUUUUCCCACCCAGGAUUCCGUCAAGGCUAAAAUGGAGGAGCUCUUCUAUAAGGCUUCAAGGGGAGUUGUGCUCCCGGAUGAUCGUAGACGGUGGCUUCGUCAACAUGGUAUUUUGGUGGGGAAGCGCCCGCGAACAGGGGAGAGUUACAUUGUAACUAGUGCGUCACGAAAUGCAAAGAAAGUGGUUUGCUCCGAGUCAGAAGAUGUAAAGGCCAAUGAGGGACGUGCCGACACAUCUGAUGCACCGGAAACUCAACGGGUAUGUGAAGAGGGAUGUAGUGGUGCCAGUGACAGUUCUCAGUGCGACGGUAACCGUCUGCGUAAUAAGGAGGAUCCAUCCGUUUCCGUUGGUCGAGGCGGUGAAUGUGAGUCCGCCGACUGCACCGGGAGUGCGAUUGAGCACCGUCAGCACAAACAGAAGGAUCACAGUCGGCCAAGGAGGAUUAUACCCUGUGGUCCUAAUGGUUCCCUUUCGAACGCUCAAAAGGUUCAACUUAUACGCGAGCGUUACCGCGAGGCAAAAACUGUGCCACGGUUUUACGUAUGUAGUUGCUGUGGCGAGAAGGGGCAGCAUUGGGUAACUGACUGCCCAAAAAGGAGUGAUCAAGUGUUUGAGCGGCGUAUCGUAUGGGGUGAGGAGCGACGGGACCCUCCGAAACCGAAACUCCGUGAUGACAAUAUCGUACCAGCAAUGACAUCAUGCAGUGAAGGGAAUGCUGUUGUUGAUGAGACCGCUGCCGGACCGAGUAGCGGUGAUGUUGGGGUUACCAGCGAUGUGGCUGAGCCUUGGGUUGAGGAUGUGGGCCCUCCGCCUGAGCUGCCGGCUAGAAGGGCAUGUAACGAAGAGGACAGCCGCGUGCCCAACAACGCCGCGGAGGGAAGAGGAGGUGCAACUCACAAGUGUGGCGUCAAAGAGGAGAGAAGGCAACGGGCGCAGCGCCGUGAUCAUCGACGUGUCCCGCCUCCGCCACCCACAUUGUUUGAGCGGCUUACGGAGGAUCGGAACUCGGUGGAACACGGGCUUCUUCUGCAGGCGAUACGUUUUUUUGUGAAGAGUAAUUUCUUUGAGCCUCGUUAA
Trypanosoma brucei brucei TREU927 is the source of this 1866-nucleotide messenger RNA. RefSeq lists its product as hypothetical. The coding region runs from base 1 to 1866 and encodes 621 amino acids. The record is from RefSeq and is a predicted model, not a curated record. Lineage: Eukaryota; Euglenozoa; Kinetoplastea; Trypanosomatida; Trypanosomatidae. Gene Ontology annotation, cellular component: nucleus. The transcript has a single exon. Gene Ontology annotation, molecular function: RNA binding. Gene Ontology annotation, biological process: box C/D snoRNP assembly.